UUCAAGCGUUCAGAAAUUUCAGUCAUUGGAGGCGUAAGUCAGUCAUAAAUAAUAUUUUUAGUCUUUAAUUUCUCCUCUACAUACGUUAUUGACAUUGUAUAUCAGAAUGGCUACUCCUCCAAAGAGAAUAUGUCCAAGUCCAAAUUUUGACAACAGCUUUGAAAAGAGGACCAAGAAAAUUUCUAUUGAAGGAAAUAUCGCUGCGGGUAAAUCGACAUUUGUGCGCAUUUUGGAGAGAGAGUCGGACGAAUGGGAGGUGAUACCGGAACCGAUCGGCAAGUGGUGUAACGUGCAGGCCACAGAGAACGAGCACGAGGAGCUGAGCACGUCUCAGAAGAGCGGAGGGAACCUGCUGCAGAUGCUGUAUGACAAGCCCCAGCGCUGGUCCUACACCUUCCAGACCUACGCCUGCCUCAGCCGCGUGCGCUCCCAGAUCAAGCCCCCGUCAGCCAAGCUGCGGCAGGCCGAGAAGCCAGUCCAGUUCUUUGAGCGCUCCGUCUACAGCGACCGAUACGUCUUUGCCUCCAACCUGUACGAGUCCGGGGACCUGAACGAGACGGAGUGGUCCAUCUACCAGGACUGGCACACGUGGCUGCUGUCGCAGUUUGAGACCGAGAUCGAGCUCGACGCCAUGAUCUACCUGAGAGCCGACCCUCAGAAGUGUAUGAACAGACUGCACCAGCGAGGCCGAGAGGAGGAGCAGGGAAUCCCACUGGAAUACCUGGAGCAGCUGCACUACAAGCACGAGUGCUGGCUCUACAACCGUACUACUCGCCUGGACUUUGAGAGUCUGAAGGACAUACCCAUCCUGGUCCUUGAGGUGAAUGACGACUUCAAGAACGACAAGAUUAAGCAGCAAGUCCUGCUGGGCGAGGUGAAGGAGUUCCUGAGCUCGCUUUGAUGUCGGGACACCCCAGCCCCGCGCACACAACUGCUGCUUUAAAAACCUCACGCUCGCUCUCCUAAGCUGCGUUUGCUGCGCUUGUUCACGGUGUAUUAUAUGUGUACAAAGGUGCUUGUGCAGGAAAAUGUCUCCACGUUUUGGGGGAUGCUUUUGAUAUCUUUUUGUGGUCAGGAUUUUUUAACAUUUUUAAAAAUUGAUCACAAACUUGUGCGAUUAGCGCCAAAGGUGAUUUGUAAAAAGCUGUAAAUUGUAAUGUUAUGAGCCACGGCGAUAGCACUAGCCCAUGUGGCUGAAAGUUUGUAUUGUGCUCUAGAUUGGCUCUCCCUACUGUUAGAGGGAAGGGUUGCCCUCAAUGCACUGGCAGUUGUAGUUUUUAUUGUGAAAUGGUUAUGAGAUUUAUUUCCAUAACCAGAAUUAUCAGAAAUAAUUCAACAUUUUUAAUGGGAUAAUUAAUUUUACAGAUGUCAUUAGCCAGGGUGACUACUUGAAAUUGUAGCCCUCUAUGAGUCAAUUUAAUUUUAUUAGGACAGCGCUCUUUUAAAGACAAGUGUCACAGAGGUCCUUUACAAUGCAAUGGAAGGGCAAAUAUAAGGGCUUGAUUUCCCCAAAUAGCAAGCGCAUGAAAUAAAAUAACCGGAGGCAACUGGCUGUACAGGGAGAAGAGUUGAAUGGACUCUUCAUUAAUCCACAUCCCUGAGUGUAAAUACUGAAACCUGCAAAUGAGUGAUGUUCCGGCCUUGAUCACUGCCUGUCAGUCAACCGGAAGUGACAGGAUCGCACUUGUCUCAGUCCGCUGUACGUGUUAUAUUUCAAUAAUUUGCAACCAACUGAACGUUUAUAUAAAUGUACUGAUUUUAAAUUAUCUGUAUAUAGCCAAGUGAACAUACAAGUAACGACCUGUGAGAAAAGCCUUGUGACCUCUUGUGUUCUUUUCUUUGUCAUUUCUUUACAAGAACAGUUGAUGCUAUUCUGUUGAAAUCAAUGCACCAAGAAUAUUGCAUGCCCUGUGACUUAAGUAAAGAAAGAGGGUAAAUAAACCUACCAAAUCUUU
Messenger RNA from Conger conger (European conger), 1955 nucleotides. RefSeq names its product deoxynucleoside kinase. Gene Ontology annotation, biological process: nucleobase-containing compound metabolic process. The transcript has 7 exons. The record is from RefSeq and is a predicted model, not a curated record. Bases 107 to 901 code for a protein of 264 amino acids. Gene Ontology annotation, cellular component: cytoplasm; mitochondrion. Gene Ontology annotation, molecular function: deoxyguanosine kinase activity; ATP binding. Lineage: Eukaryota; Metazoa; Chordata; Actinopteri; Anguilliformes; Congridae.